Molecule: messenger RNA, 571 nt
Organism: Harmonia axyridis
Lineage: Eukaryota; Metazoa; Arthropoda; Insecta; Coleoptera; Coccinellidae
Exons: 3
Coding region: 104-493 (129 amino acids)
Source: RefSeq, a predicted model, not a curated record
AUCGAAUAGGUGAAACUCAUGCUCUGAUUACUGGAUCCACUCUCACCCAAGUCUGUAUUUCAUACUGAAGUGUAAGUUUCAACCGGCUUGUGUUUUUCUCACUAUGGACUCCAAAAAGAUAAUUUAUUUAUCGGCUUGCUUCAUUUUAGCUGUAUCUACAGUAUCCGCAUUGAAUUGUAUACAGUGCAGCAUGUAUCUAGAUUAUAACGACAAUAGUACAAAUACUAAUGAUAAUACAACAGACACUUGUGAUAAGAGAAAGAACGGAACAGGGACACCCUGUGCAGAAGGGGAAGUUUGUUCAACACAAUACAAUCCCGUUACAAAGUUACUCACGAGAGGCUGUGAUAAGAAAGAAAUAUGCAAGAAUGUUCCCGAAAACUACAAUUGCUCCACAUGUUCAUCAGAUCUCUGUCAAAGUUCUAGUUUCCAGAUACAUCCCGUCUAUGCUCCUAUCGUAGCUUGUUUACUGUUCGCCACCUUAAGCAGAUGAAGAAUUUUUCACAAUUGAAAAUCCUUUUGUAUCAUUUUUCAUUAAAUUAUGGAAUAUCCCAUCAAUUAUCCAAUUUGA